CAACGCUAAAUAAUGAUACUAUUCAAUAUAUACCCUUUCUCCAACAAAACAGCACAGUAAAUAUGCCUCCAAAUUCAUCCUUCUUGCUCCAUAGGAUCCACAAUAACACCCCCAAUACGAACUCCACCUCCACCACAACUAUAGCUACAGCUGAUAAUUCCUCCAUGCUUUGCCAAAAGCGGUAUCCUUUAACAUGCACCAUGCCUGUCCCCGACACCGUUGCUCGCCACCAUACCCACCCUGUUGGCCCCAAUCAGUGCUGCUCAGCCGUCAUCCAGCAGAUCGCGGCCCCUGUCUCAACUGUCUGGUCCGUCGUUCGCCGCUUCGAUAACCCACAGGCUUACAAGCACUUCGUGAAGAGCUGUCACGUCAUCGUUGGGGAUGGUGAAGUUGGUACCCUCCGUGAAGUCCACGUCAUCUCGGGCCUCCCGGCCGCUAGGAGCACGGAACGCCUCGAGAUCCUUGACGACGAGCGUCAUGUUCUCAGCUUCAGCGUCGUCGGUGGAGACCAUCGACUAGCCAACUACCGGUCGGUGACGACCCUCCACCCUUCGACUGCCGGGAAUGGAACGAUGGUGGUGGAAUCAUACGUGGUGGACGUACCGCCGGGGAACACCAAAGAUGACACGUGUGUGUUCGUGGACACCAUUGUUCGGUGCAACCUGCAGUCACUGGCUCAGAUCGCAGAGAAUCUCGCCAGACGCAAAUAACAAACAUCGAAAGGAAGCCAUUUUCGUGAGUGAAACUCUUCAUCAAAAUAGAUUAAUUCUCUCCCUCUCUCUCUCGCAUGCUUUUUGUAAAAAAAAUCUUUGGUGAUACAUCGUCGUUUUUGUAAGUAUCCGAUAGUUGGGUUGCCGAUGGAACAUCUCAUCACUGCCAAGUUCAUGUUUAUCGAUUCGCCUGAUGAUCAGC
Durio zibethinus is the source of this 912-nucleotide messenger RNA. The record is from RefSeq and is a predicted model, not a curated record. Lineage: Eukaryota; Viridiplantae; Streptophyta; Magnoliopsida; Malvales; Malvaceae.